AUGCAGUGGGUCUUUGUCGGACUUGUCUUUGCAUCCGUCAUCGCAGAGAUCAGCGAGAAGCUGCCGGGGCCCACAGCUUUCCUUUCGAUUGGCUUGACUUGUCCUGUUGCACGUGCUGGUUGUGCGUGCGACCGUCUGCGUGCACACGCAGAAGAAGCAGGUGCAGGAUGUACAGCGCAGCUCCUGUUGCUACACCAGACAUUGCCUGUUCCUUUCUUCUGUACUUCACAUGACCCAGCGAGAAACCUGAGCCGCAGACUGCAACGGCAUCACCCCAAUAGCUGCUUGGCCAGUUCUCUGCAGUUGCGAUUGCAAGUCAUAGAAACGGGCCUGAUGUGA
Messenger RNA from Symbiodinium sp. CCMP2456, 339 nucleotides. NCBI's taxonomy places the organism in Eukaryota, Dinophyceae, Suessiales, Symbiodiniaceae. The record is from the annotation of a GenBank genome assembly.